This is a messenger RNA of Salvelinus sp. IW2-2015, 2874 nucleotides long. The record is from RefSeq and is a predicted model, not a curated record. Lineage: Eukaryota; Metazoa; Chordata; Actinopteri; Salmoniformes; Salmonidae.
ACCACCUUAUUAGGGUAAUCAUGCCAGAUGAGAUGAAGCACAUCAUCGGGGCGGAUACGACUCGUAAGGGAAUCCUGCGUGUGUUUGACAUGUUCCAACACGGACCAAUGAAUCGUCGGCUGGUCUACGUGCUGCUAGAAGGUUUCCUGGAGACCAUGUUCCCUCAGUACAAGUUCCCAGAGCUGUUUGUCAAACUGCACUCCCGUUCGCCGCGCACAGCCAGAUACACACAGAAAGUCAAGAGCACCUUCCUGAAGAGGUGACAGGAGACUGGGACUGGGCAGGGUACCAGGUGACACACGGCGAGGGAGGAGAGUUGUGGGGAGGGGUGUGUGUGUGUGUGUGCUGUUGAGAAGAGGUUAACGCGCGUGUGUGUGUUCUGCCCUCUCUAGAAGGGAUUGUUGGGACCAUCCUAGUUGUUAACUCUGCCCUGCUCUCCACUUCCCCUACGUGCCUCACAAACACACUCCUGUAGCACGAACAAACUGAUUUGGGUUUUAUUUUUUGUUUUAUGCUAACUGUUUUAUAGUAGAUGUGUUGUCAGACUGGGAGAGCUGRUCUGAUAUGCCCAGCAGGUGAGCUCACUUCCUGAUGCCAGGCCACGUAUACAGAAAUACAUGUACCGGUAUAGAAAUAGWUUGAUAGGGGAGGGGGGAAUAUGGCAUAGAGGAUGCCAUGGGUAGUGAGACAUGAAAGCGAGAAGGGAAGUGUCAACCACAUCCAGUUCUGCAAGGCGUUUGUUUGUCACUUUUUGUCAAUGUGACAUCAUCGUCCUGUCAUAAGGACACGAGGAGGCUGAGUUUGAUCUAAAGUCCACUCCCCCUUUUUAAUGCGCCUGUCAGUAGCCAUGACAACCACAGCUCUAACUGUUUGUUUGUUUGUUGACGGGGAUGAUGGACAGCUCUACUGUGCUUCAUGUUAAUCAUGUGGAAAGCAGAAUGAACAGCUCCCCUGCCGGUGAGGCCUGGGUAAUGGCCUGGGUAAUGGCCUGGGUAAUGGCCUGGGUAACGGCCUGGGUAACGGCCUGGGUAACGGCCUGGGUAACGGCCUGGGUAACGGCCUGGGUAACGGCCCGGGUAACGGCCCGGGUAACGGCCCGGGUAACGGCCCGGGUAACGGCCCGGGUAACGGCCCGGGUAACGGCCCGGGUAACGGCCUGGGUAACGGCCCGUUCUAAUGGACUGACACAGUCUAAUAGUAAUCCACUACAUUUUGGAAUGAGAAUGAAAUGACAGGGCAGACUGUGAAUGUUGCUGUCUGUAGAAGCAACUGUCUGUCGAGUAGAAUGUACUCGCUGGGCGUGUGUGUGUGUUUGAGAGUGUGUGUGUGUGUGUGUUUGAGUGUGUGUGCGUGGCAGUAAGAUGCAGCCCUCCCCAGUCAGACACUGUGCCAGUGUGGGCCCAUGCUAUAGUAUCAUACCACUAAGUAACAAAGAGAAAACACACUGAUAUCCCUGCUUUAUCACACUUUCAUUCAGAGAGAAUUUCAUUUUGUGCAAUAUUUUUAUUUGAUCCAUGAGUUUUUGAAUAAUUGUAUAAAAAUUGAAAAAUUGUAGAAAAGGUGAAAGAGUUCCCCCCCCUUCCCAAAGAAAUUCUAACCCAACAUUCCGUUGUAAAAAAACAAAAWAUCAACUUUUAAUUGCAGACUCGUUUUAUACGUAUUUUUUUAUUAUUUUUUACUCCUGAUGAAUGUGGUUUCCAUGCCGAUGUGUCAGCAAGAGUGAAGAGUGAUCUAGCCAGUCGAGCUAAAGCCUCUGGACGGGAAGCUAUAGUUCAUUGGUCUAGAGAUAUGGUGGAAGGACUUAUUAUGCAUAUGAACCUGUUGAUUGGAGAGUGAACAGAAAUGAUUCACUGRUGUAUGAACCAAUGACAGGAGAGACUUUGGGUCAUCUGUCCAAUCAAAUCGCAGGAAAGCCAUGUUUCUGUAAAAUCACUGCUAAGUAACGGAGUUAUUUCAUUCGCCGAACAGAGCUCCAUUCCACUGCUGCCAUUGGAUGGAACUGUCCCUCYUCUGCUGUGAUUGGCUGGCACUGAACAGCUCUAGACCUUGAUUGGCAGUGUGAGGACAUGAAAUCUGAGCUGUGUGACUUUUAAAAGGAAGUGGAUAUUUGUCCGCGGACAGGAAAGGUGACAAGGGGAACCCCACAGGACGUCAUCUUUAAAGCCUCCACUCUCUCCCAUUCAGGAUGGCUCGGCUAUUGAUGUCCACAGGGUUUACCCCACGUCAACAUGGUCCUGCGUUGUAUUAAUCAUUAAAUGAACGGGGCACAGAAUCUAACGGAGGAACACAAUCUGAGACAACACAGCAAGCAUCAUGUACAUUUGAAUGAAGCGUUGCUAUGAAAAGCCGGGAUCUCCUAGUACAUUAUGAAUCUAUGAUAAUGAACCGUGUGCAUAUCUGUGUACAYUACGUGUCUAUAGUGUGCCUAAAUGUUCCGUCAACUCUAUUUUCAUAUUUUUCUUUAACAAAAGAUGAGGAUCAAAAAGAAUGUCAUGGUCAUUUUAGACUGAAGAGAACUCUAAAGACUCUGGAGCCAGAGAACUCUAAAAGACUCUGGAGCCAGAGAACUCUAAAAGACUAGAAGCUGGGGUGGUCAACCCUCCUCCUAGAGAAUUUUUUUCUCCAACCCUGCUCUAUUCUAACACACCCAAUUUAACCAAUCAAGGUGUUGAGGAGGAGCAGCUGUUUAGCAGGACCAGGUGUGUUAGAGCAGGGCUGGAGCAGAAUCCUGCUCAGGAUGGGUAGCUCUCCAGGAGAACAGUUGGGAGACUCCUGUUCUGGGGUGUUUUUUUGCAUCAUGCUUAUCAAACUAUUCCUUUGGAAACGCUGAACUCAGAUCAGUAUAACACUAAUAAUAAAAUGGUAACUGACCAC